AGACUCGCUAGACUAGAAUCCGCAUCCGCGGGUAUGCAAAAAUGUGAGACGGGGAGCACAUUCAACUCUUCUUCCAAGAGUAGGUAGUAGGCUGUUGCUGCCGAUUUGAGUCUCGUUUAUAGGUUAACACUUGUGUAUGCUAUCGAUGAAGUUGGCGUAGGUUGAAUCGGUUGGGGGGAUCAUAAAGAAAGGACACGCUCACUCGAGGUAUUGCUUAGUCGGCAUUCGUAGGGAACGGAAGCAUUUUCAAGGUCGGUUUCUGGCAGUUUUCGGUUUCGAACAUCAUUCGAUAAGCUAAGUGAUUAUUAGUUUGGUGUUUGUUGAGAGUGGUUGUCAGCGAAACCACGUGAAAAGCACUCGAUCCCCAAAGUUCGAUAUUCGCACCAAGGAUCGUCAUUUAUCGUGCCCAACCACACCAUGGACCAGACCAAGUUGAAGGAACUCGGCUUACGCCUGUUCGAGAUCAAUGCCUUCAAGUUCGGUGACUUCAAGAUGAAGGUUGGGAUUAACUCGCCGGUUUACUUCGAUCUGCGGGUUAUCGUCAGCUAUCCGGAUGUGAUGGAAACGGUUGCCGAACUUUUGACCGAGUUUAUUCGCAAAACGAAAGUCGACACCGGGGCGCAUCUGUGUGGAGUUCCAUACACGGCGCUCCCGGUAGCCACGCUGAUUUCCAUCAAGGCUAACAAACCGAUGUUGAUCCGCCGAAAGGAAGCUAAGACCUACGGGACCAAGAAGUUGAUCGAGGGCAAGUUCAAUGCCGGGGACAAGUGUCUCAUCAUCGAGGAUGUCGUUACGUCCGGGUCCAGUAUCCUGGACACAGUGAACGAUCUACGGGCCGAGGGCCUAGUCGUCACGGAUGCCAUCGUGGUGGUAGACCGGGAGCAGGGUGGUGUCCAGAACACGGAGGAGCAGGGCGUUCGUAUGCACUCACUCUUCACGCUGUCGUUCCUGUUGAACGUGCUGCUCGAUAAGGGCCUUAUUGAGGACAAGACGGUACAAUCGGUGGCCAAGUACAUCGAAUGUGCCCAAAUCAAGAGCGAUGGUUCAUUCAUGAACGGCAACGGCACCAAGGUGAUCAACGAGCUCAGUCGAGUCGGGAUGACGUACGAGGCUCGUGCUGAUCUGGCCAAGUGUCCCAUCAGCAAGGAGCUGAUGAAGCUGAUUGCGACCAAGAAAAGUACGCUCUGUCUGGCGGCGGAUCUAACUCGUUCCGAAGACAUUCUGAAUCUGGUCGAACGUGUUGGACCGUACAUCUGUAUCCUGAAGACACACGUGGACAUCGUAGAGGACUUUAACGAAAAUUUCGUUAAAUCUUUGCAAUCGUUGGCCAAAAAGCACAAUUUUAUGAUCAUGGAGGAUCGGAAAUUUGCCGACAUCGGUAACACAGUAGCUCUCCAAUACUCGGGUGGACCGUUCAAAAUUUCCAGGUGGGCUGAUUUGGUAACGGUUCACUCGCUGCCCGGACAAGGUGUUCUGAAAGGAUUAAAAUCCGUAUUAAAUGAUCCAUCGCAGCAAAGAGGAGUCUUCCUGCUGGCUGAGAUGAGUUCCCAGGGUAAUUUGACAACGGCCCAGUACAGCGCUGCCACGAUGAAGAUUGCAACCGAAAUGGAGAGUGAAUUCGUGGCCGGUAUCGUGUGUCAAAGCUCGGAUCUGGUGGCGUUCCCCGGUCAACUGCAGCUGACUCCCGGAGUGAAAAUCGAAGGCGGAGUUGAUGGGAUGGAUCAGAAAUAUAACAGUCCGGAGCACGUGGUCAAGGAAAAGGGUGCGGACAUUUGCGUUGUGGGACGAGGAAUUAUCGAGGCCAAGAAUCAAGAGGAUAUGGCCAAGACCUAUCGAGAUCGCCUUUGGGCGGCCUAUUGCGAGAGAGUCGGAGUCAGCGAAUAGCAGUUGAAUAAAUAUAUCUGAAGAGUAUUACCAUAAGAAAAAAUCGACUUGAGACCUAGCUGUUGGGUUUAAAACAUUUCCAUAAAACACAAAAACCAUUCCCUGAUGAAAUCCGGAAACAUUCAAUAUAGUCUAUUGAUUGAAAUUGAAAAUAAAAAUUGGAGUUGUUUCAAAGUA
Uranotaenia lowii is the source of this 2061-nucleotide messenger RNA. RefSeq names its product uridine 5'-monophosphate synthase-like. Gene Ontology annotation, molecular function: orotate phosphoribosyltransferase activity; orotidine-5'-phosphate decarboxylase activity. The transcript has 4 exons. Gene Ontology annotation, biological process: 'de novo' UMP biosynthetic process; 'de novo' pyrimidine nucleobase biosynthetic process. The record is from RefSeq and is a predicted model, not a curated record. NCBI's taxonomy places the organism in Eukaryota, Metazoa, Arthropoda, Insecta, Diptera, Culicidae. The coding region runs from base 418 to 1884 and encodes 488 amino acids.